AUGCGGGGAGGAGUUGGUGUAAUCCUACAAUCACUCAAAAGAGAUCGUCUAAAGUAUGCGAUAUGUCUACAGUUCCAGAUGACCAACAACGAAGCUAAGUAUGAAGCCCUCUUCCAGGGCUUGGAGUUGGCUAAGUCACUAGGAGCAGAGUCAAUUCUCGUCCAAGGAGACUCACAACUGAUCAUAGAACAAGUGAAUGGGACAUAUGAAGCCAAGGAAGAACGAAUGAAGAGGUAUUUGAGCAAAGUCAAGCAAUUUAUUAAGGGAUUGACAACAGGAAAGUUUCACCAGAUUCCAAGGGAAGAAAACAUGGAAGCUGACAACCUAGCCAAGGCAACGUCUACAGACGAGUUGAUGGAUGACCAAAUUAAAGUUUAG
Molecule: messenger RNA, 378 nt
Organism: Quercus robur (English oak)
Lineage: Eukaryota; Viridiplantae; Streptophyta; Magnoliopsida; Fagales; Fagaceae
Exons: 1
Coding region: 1-378 (125 amino acids)
Molecular function (GO): nucleic acid binding; RNA-DNA hybrid ribonuclease activity
Source: RefSeq, a predicted model, not a curated record